AUGACUCGGAUUUUCCGUCGCGUCGGAGGUUUUUUUUUCUCGGCGGGCGGGGACGUCGCGCGCGGCAUUGACACCGCGCGCCGCGUCGCCCGCGCCGCGUCCGUCCCCAACCCCCCCCCCCCCCUCGCGUCCUCGCGCACACGACAUGGCAUCGCUCGCGUGCGUCGCCGCGCGCGUCGUGCGCCUCGAUCGCAGCCGCGCGCGCCGCCCGCGCGUCGCGCGCGCGUCGCGACCGUCGCCGCGUCCGACGCGACGGCGCCGCGGAGAAGAAGAAGAGAAGCGCCGGCGGACGCGGUCGCGCUCUCGCGCGCGUCCGCGACGACGACGACGACGACGACGACGACGACGACGCUCGUCGCGGCGGGCGCGAACCUUCUCUUCGCCGGCGCGGCGCUCGCGGACGACGGCGGCGGCGGCGUCAACCCGCUCGCGUUCCUCGCGAUCGUCGUCCCGCUCGCCGCGUUCGCGUUCGUGAAGGGCAGCGAGGGCGGCGGCGGCGGCGGAGGAGGAGGAGGUGGAGGAGGAGGCGGAGAUGAUGGAGGCGCGCGGGAGCGAUCGCAAAAGUCGGUCGACUCGGAAAACUACCAGAAGAACCUGACGAUCGCGGGCGGCGAGCGAACGCGAAAGGGACGGAAACCGCCGAAGCCGAAGGGGCUGUGA
Molecule: messenger RNA, 660 nt
Organism: Micromonas pusilla CCMP1545
Lineage: Eukaryota; Viridiplantae; Chlorophyta; Mamiellophyceae; Mamiellales; Mamiellaceae
Exons: 2
Coding region: 1-660 (219 amino acids)
Source: RefSeq, a predicted model, not a curated record